Molecule: messenger RNA, 1879 nt
Organism: Rotaria sordida
Lineage: Eukaryota; Metazoa; Rotifera; Eurotatoria; Philodinida; Philodinidae
Source: the annotation of a GenBank genome assembly
ACCAAAUAAAUUCUAUGAAUGGAAAGUUACUUUUGAUAAUUCAUGAUCCGGUAGCAUUGGCUGUGGAAAUGGUGGUAAUUGUAAAUUUUCAACAAGUGCAUCUGGUACUGUUGAACUUGUUUUUGAACCUAGUUCAAAACAAUUAUCAUUUCGUCCUCUUGCAACUAUUUGCGGUAAUGGUCAAUGUGAAUUAGGUGAAACAUGUCCAAGUGAUUAUGGUAAAUGUCCAAUAUGUGGUGAUAGUAUAUGUCAAACAAGUGAAACAUAUCAAACAUGUUCACAAGAUUGUUCAAAUGAAUUAUCUGAAUGUGGAAUAUUUAAAGAAGAGAGUUGUGUAGAUGAUUCACAAUUUCAUGCAACACCAGGUGUUGAAGAAAAGCGUUGGCAAACACCAAAACCUAAUAUGAAUGGUUAUCAAUCAUCAUUUCAAGAUUAUCAUACACUUGUUGGCUAUGCUGAUAUCAUCUAUAUACUUAGGAUAGAGCGUCUUUCGCUCUAUCUUUCUAUGCUAUUUGAUCACUAUUCAACUGAUACUGAUCGUCUUGCAGCUGAUGUUUGUCUUCAAACAAAAUAUCGUCAAUCAAAUUCAAUCACAUUAACUUAUUUUUUUGAUGGUAUUGCACAAGCAACAAAAUAUAAACGUUAUACCAGUGCAUAUACUGGUAUUCUAUCGGCAGUUAUAACUAGAAGUGAUAGAUCAACAUUAGAAUUACCUGAACUUGAUUUUAUAUGGAAUGCUAAACUAAUCUUUAAUCGAUCAGGUGAUUAUCGUAAUGGACAAAAAGGAGCUAUAGCAGAAAUGUUUGGAUGGCCACAUAAAGAUGUGAAAGAAAAAUGUGAAUUUCUUGGUAAAGCUGGUUAUUUAGGUGUGAAAUUAUUUCCUGUUCAUGAACAACUUAUGUCAAUACAACCAUUUGAAAGUGCUAUGAAUCCAUGGUAUUUUAUGUAUCAGCCAGUUCCAUAUAAUUUAGAUGGUCGAAUGGGUACACGUGAAGAAUUACAUGAUUUAAUUCAAAUAUGUCGAAGUUAUGGUACUCGAGGUAACAAAACAAGUAGUACACCUAUUGAACGUCAAUCACCAUUUUAUAUACAUGCUUUUACUUAUCAAUACAAUUCAAAUACAGAAAAAGCGCCAUCAAAUGAAUUUCCAGCUGCUGCUAGUGGUCCGAAAGAUUUUCAUUGUGAUCGUCCAAAUGGUGCUAGUGGUUUUCGUAUUGAUGCAGCUAAACAUAUAUCAUCUGAAGAUUUAUCAGCAAUAAUGAAAAAAGUUCAAAUUAAAAUGGGUGGUAAAUUACCAGAUGAUUUUUUUGUCUGGCUUGAAGUUCUUACAGAUGGAGAAGCACAAUAUAUUUGGACAGGACCUUCAUGGUAUGGUACUAAGUUUGCAAAUAUUCUCAAAAAAGAUCGCAUUUUAGAUUCAGAAGUGGAUAAGAUCAAAAUGUGGGAUGGUCUUUAUCCAAAAGAACUAUUUCAUAAUCCAACUGUACCACAUCAUCGUGUAGUUAUUAAAAAUGAUGAUCAUGACCAACAAAAUCCAGUUCAUCGCAAUUUUGAAAUUCGUCUUUUUACGAAUCCAAACGGUGUAACUGAUAAUAAUAAUGGUUGGCCUGUUCGAUUUAUUCUUUCAUCUUAUUACCAUACGUAUGGAGAUCUUGGUAUACCUGAUGGAAAAUCAUCAUGUGAUAUAUGUACCAUAAUGUGUGAAACAUGUCGUAAAUCAGUACCUUAUAUCAAAGCAUAUGAACCUAUGGCAUGUGCAUAUGUUGGUAAUGGACAUACACGUACACAUCGUGAUAUACUUGUAAUCAAUGCAAUGCGUGCAUGGAUGAAAUUAACACCAAUAUCAGGAGCAUCAUUGGAUAUUGGACACUGUACUUAA